Dimorphilus gyrociliatus is the source of this 454-nucleotide messenger RNA. The record is from the annotation of a GenBank genome assembly. Lineage: Eukaryota; Metazoa; Annelida; Polychaeta; Dinophilidae.
AAUGAUAGACGACUCGUUGGAAAUUCGCCGGCGGCGAGAGGCGAAAUGUUAUUUAGGCGAUCUCCCGGGAUCAGUCUCGGCUCUGCUUAUCGCCACCGAAAUCGCCAAGAGAUUAAAUGCGAUUUGCGCGCAAGUCAUACCAUUCUUAUCACAAGAGCAUCAGCAGCAAGUAGCAGCGGCUGUGGAGAGGGCUAAGCAGGUCACUAUGCAAGAAUUAAACGCCAUUAUUGGGCAACAAAUGCAAGCACAACAUGCAGCCACCCAUGGUGCGGCACCGCACGUUCCUUUAGGACCCCCGGGUGUUAGUACGGCUUCGGCAUUACUCGGCCUAUUGCCCGGAGCCCACUUACCCCCAGGAUUGAAACCUGAAUUGCCAAACUCCGGUGCAGCUCCGGCCGCAAAUUCUGCAGCUAGCUCCGCAUCGGCGGAUAAAGGUGAAAAGAGAAAAAAAUAA